AUGGAUGAUAAAAGCAUUACCUCGUGGUCAGAUGAAUCAAAGUAUGGUGUGUUGGAUGUGAUGAACAAGAUUAACAAUGUCUACGGGUUAACUCUUUAUGAAAUAUCGGAGUUUCGUAAUUUGCUGCUGAAGAAACUAACAUUGAGAGAGUUGAAAGGACUUCUAGCUGUUGCCGAUGGCAGUUCGAAUGAGGUGGAAGAUUUGUCCGCCAUUUUCAAGAAAAAGGCAAAAAGCAUGAAACCCACGGAACGUACUAAUUACAAACUCAAAGUCAACAAAAGACAGAAAGCAACAAACCAAGUAUUAGCUGCUGAAGCAGAAGUUAUAUAUUUUGGAAGUUUGUUGAUUGGACGUCUUAAAUUGAUUCCUUUGUUCCCAGUUGCUAAUGUUCUGAGUAUCUGCCAGAAAACUAUGCGGCUCUUCUAUGAUAUUCAGUAUUACCAAGGUUCCGAUUGGUAUAAAUCUGUAAUAAGUGUAUCAUUGCAUGAUGUAAUAUCUUUUUCACGCAAUGGUCCGAGUAUAAUUCUCAAGCUAUCAGCAGGGGGAGUUCCCGAAGUAUCCUAUAAGAAUGGUCAAUCGUACUUUCCUGACGUUACUUACAAGGAUAUUCAAACCGCACGUGUUCAUCAGAUCGAAUUUAUGGAUACAAACAAUCUGUUUUCAAUGCAAAUCAUUUUGAAACGACUUAUCAAUAACAGUCGAAAUUCGAACUCAGUCAGCAGUUUGGACGGAUCAGCAAUGUCGAGAGACUCCAAUAUCAAAACUGCUGACUUGUCUUGUACAGCUUCAUCGAACUCUUCUCACACCGCAAUCACCUCCAAAAAUAUAUCGGAUCAGCUGGGCAUGAAGCAUGUUCCCAAUAUUGGCUCAUUACAGACUUGGGACAAUCCUAUUACUUCCAAGCCUUCAAUGAUGACCUUACCAUACUCUUCUUCAUCCAGUUAUAGGAAUGCUAAUGCUAUUCAUGCUUUCAAUGAUAGUCAAGAUUCUGAUACUAUCACUAACAACCAAUAUAGCAUGAAUCCCCUUCUUUCUUAUACGCAGGAUAACAUUUUCAAUAAAAGUUUUGAAAUUUCUCCAAGUUCUAAUGAAUCCCCUUACUUUUUCAAUUCUUUGCAAGGGAAUCCUGUAUAUCUCUCAGAUCCAUUCAUUCCAUAUAUAAACCAAACUUUCAACUUCUUCGAAGGUUAUCAACAGCAGCAACAACAGCAGCAGCAAGUCUGCAACGAUAAUAUCCCUAUCGAUGUGACGAGUACCACGGAUGGAACUGUCACUAACUCCAAUUCUUUCGAGAAUAUAAGCUCAGUAACGAAUAGCAAUCAUGAUUUGCUGGAUUCAAACAUUUGGUUGCCUUGGGGAGCGGAUAUCAAACCAUCCACCGCGUUCUAA
Auanema sp. JU1783 is the source of this 1389-nucleotide messenger RNA. Lineage: Eukaryota; Metazoa; Nematoda; Chromadorea; Rhabditida; Rhabditidae. The record is from the annotation of a GenBank genome assembly.